ACUCGGCGCUUUAGGGAAGCAGGUUCGGCCAACUGGUUUCCCCAACGAGGCUCCGGAUGAGUGGCGACGCGGGGGAAGCCGGUGGUCGCGAAUGUGAGAAGGGUCGGCUCCCACUUCCCGCUCGGUCCUGCCCAUCUCCCAGCGGCCGCCAGCCAGGAACAGGCCUAGGGACCACAUGGGUCGAGGCCUCCCGGCCCAAGGAUGAUCGCUAGAGGGUGUGCAGGCGCGGGCACUGGACAAGAGGCCAUGAGCGCCUGAACUCGUGCACUCGGCGCCUUCUUUCCUCCACAGCCCAGGCCCUGAGGAGGGGGCCGGCUGCCCCUCCCCGCACCCCCGUCACACACACCGAAAGCCUGAUCUGUCCUCAAACCUCGGUGGCCAACAAGCUCUGCGCAGCGACUCUUCGCUGCCAAUAACUUGCAAACCCAGCUGGACCCGCAGGCUGGGCAGAAAGGGGCAAGGUCGACUCUCCAAACCCCAGCUUGGCUGGAACCUGGCCGGACCCCGGGAAACUCCAGCCGGACCCACGCUAGGCCCAGCCCCUCACGUGCCAGGCGACGGGCGGCGGCGGCAGGAGGAGCGGGUCGAGCCGAGGCAGCCCCGACCUUGCGCGCUGGGAUGUAGCGAACCAGCCGGGGCCGAGGCAGCGCGCACAGCUGGAGACAGAGCUGGAUCCGGGGCCCCGGCCGGAGCCGAAACCUGAGCCAGAGUCCGCGGCGGGCGAGCCCAGAGCCGCUGAGCCGCCGACGCAGCGCUGCCCGGGUUGGGUCGCAGCCAGGGCGACCGGGCGCACCGAGCCCCGGCCCCUGGAGCGCCCGCCGCGGUCCCCACCUCCAUGGACGCCUUCAAGGGGGGUAUGAGCCUGGAGCGGCUGCCGGAGGGGCUUCGGCCACCGCCGCCACCGCCGCAUGACAUGGGACCCGCCUUCCACCUGGCCCGUGCCGCUGACCCCCGCGAGCCGCUCGAGAACUCAGCCAGCGAAUCGUCCGACACGGAGCUGCCAGAGAAGGAGCGCGGCGGCGAAGCCAAGGGGCCCGCGGACGGCGGUGCGGGCGGCGCGGGCUGCGGCGGCGCGGAGGACCCGGCCAAAAAGAAGAAGCAGCGGCGGCAGCGCACGCACUUCACCAGCCAGCAGCUGCAGGAGCUAGAGGCCACGUUCCAGAGGAACCGCUACCCCGACAUGAGCAUGCGGGAGGAGAUCGCCGUGUGGACCAACCUCACGGAGCCGCGCGUGCGGGUCUGGUUCAAGAACCGGCGAGCCAAGUGGCGGAAGCGCGAGCGCAACCAGCAGCUGGACCUGUGCAAGGGCGGCUACGUGCCGCAGUUCAGCGGCCUGGUGCAGCCCUACGAGGACGUGUACGCCGCCGGCUACUCCUACAACAACUGGGCGGCCAAGAGCCUGGCGCCCGCUCCGCUCUCCACAAAGAGCUUCACGUUCUUCAACUCCAUGAGCCCACUGUCGUCGCAGUCCAUGUUCUCGGCCCCCAGCUCCAUCUCCUCCAUGACCAUGCCGUCCAGCAUGGGCCCCGGCGCCGUGCCCGGCAUGCCCAACUCGGGCCUCAACAACAUCAACAACCUCACGGGCUCCUCGCUCAACUCGGCCAUGUCCCCUGGCGCCUGCCCCUACGGCACCCCCGCCUCGCCCUACAGCGUCUACCGGGACACGUGCAACUCGAGCCUGGCCAGCCUGCGGCUCAAGUCCAAGCAGCACUCGUCGUUCGGCUACGGCGGCCUGCAGGGCCCGGCCUCGGGCCUCAACGCGUGCCAGUACAACAGCUGACCGCCCGGCCGGCCACGCGGGGCGGGCCCGCGCAGGACGCACGCGGGGCCCCGGCCGCCGCCCGCGGACCCCGCACGAGCGCAGCCGCUCCCCACCUGCCCGCCUUCGGGCUGGUUUUGUGUUUGCUUUUCCGGACCCCACUCCGCCCUCCACAAAGAAACAAAAACGAACCAAAAAGACGUCGGAGAAAAGCGCCGCGGAAAAAAAAAAAAAAGAAAAAAAUGGAUGAGUUGCAAUUUCCCUCGGGAUGGCGCGGGUGGAGUGCGUUCGUUCACACGGGCCCCGGCGGCCCUCUCCGCGGAGGUAACGCGGCCCGGCAAGCGAACGCGGAGGCCCGGCGGCCAGGAGAGGACGCCCGCGUAGCCCGCGUCCCCGCCGCGCCGGACCCGGACUGAGCGGCUGCGCCCGCGCCCGCGGACUGGACGUGCGGAGCCCGGACACGCCUGAGAUCCCCCGGCCGCGCACGAACCAGACGUCCUCUCCGAGCUGGCCGGGCCGAGCGCACCUUAGCUCGAUUCGGAUCCGAGUUGGAGGGGGCGUUGGGCCGGGGAUGACGGUGCCCAGCCCGGGAUCGCGCGCUCGCCGCUCAGCUGCUCGCACACGGCCUCGGCGCCCCGCGCGGAACCCUCGCCGGCUGCGCGCUCCGGAGCCGUGUUUUAAGGCCACCAAGCCGCGGCGGGAGGCGAGGGAGGGCUCGUUGCGGAGCGCCCCAGCCCCGAGCUCAGCCGCUGGCCCAGGCCCUCUGCCCCGCUCCCGUGCCUGGAGGUGCCCCCUGUCCCGGCGAACAGCCCCCUCCUCACCGCCCGCCGUGCAAGAGUGGAGCCGGAAGAGCGCGGGGCGCGGCCCCAGGGCCCCGCGCCCACUUUGCACACCCGCUCUCCGGCCCGCGCCCCUGUUUACAGCGCCCCUGUGUAUGUCGGACUGACUAUAGAAUUAUAAAUCUGUCUAUAUCGACUUGUCCAUGUACGUCUAUUAAAACCAUAGUCCGAGCGUGCUAAGCA
Molecule: messenger RNA, 2781 nt
Organism: Oryctolagus cuniculus (rabbit)
Lineage: Eukaryota; Metazoa; Chordata; Mammalia; Lagomorpha; Leporidae
Gene: PITX1
Product: paired like homeodomain 1
Biological process (GO): anatomical structure morphogenesis; regulation of transcription by RNA polymerase II
Cellular component (GO): nucleus
Molecular function (GO): RNA polymerase II cis-regulatory region sequence-specific DNA binding; DNA-binding transcription factor activity, RNA polymerase II-specific
Source: RefSeq, a predicted model, not a curated record